Messenger RNA from Elgaria multicarinata webbii, 930 nucleotides. Its product is annotated as serine protease 27-like. Gene Ontology annotation, biological process: proteolysis. Lineage: Eukaryota; Metazoa; Chordata; Lepidosauria; Squamata; Anguidae. The coding region runs from base 1 to 930 and encodes 309 amino acids. The record is from RefSeq and is a predicted model, not a curated record. The transcript has 6 exons. Gene Ontology annotation, molecular function: serine-type endopeptidase activity.
AUGGAUUCUGCCGCCAAGACCUCUAAAUGCCAGGCAGAGCAAGCGGAAGGACAAAAGACGAAGGAGCAGAGCCACUCGGACCAGGAUACAGAAGAAGUGGCAACCAUGCCCAUUGUGUUUUCCUUGCUCACUGUAUGGCUGCUACAACUGACUUUGAUCCAAGUUUGUGGCGAGCCAAAAAUCUCUCCAAAAAUAAUUGGGGGCCAACCAGCUUCUCCUGGGUCGUGGCCAUGGCAAGUCCUCGUUGUUUGUGUCGAGAGGUAUUACUGUGGGGGCUCCCUCAUAGCUGAACAGUGGGUGUUGACAGCAGCGCACUGCGUUAAGUGUAAUAAUACUUCUGAUUAUAAAGUCCUGCUGGGUGCCUAUCAGCUCUCAAAGCCCUCAGAUAGUGAGAUACGUUCUGAUGUGGAGCAGAUUGAAAUCCAUCCUGACUACUAUCCUUUCAUCUCUGCGGAUAUUGCUUUGGUUAAACUGAAGGCUCCUGUGGAAUUCACUGACUACAUCCACCCCAUCAGCCUGCUACACUCUUUGGAAGAAGUCCCCAUGGAUGCAGACUGCUGGGUCACUGGAUGGGGAGACAUUAAAUAUAAUGUGAGUUUGCCAGAUCCCCAAACCCUCCAGGAACUGAAGGUACCACUCAUAAACCGGUCAGCCUGCAACGAUCUCUUUAACAGUGAUGAUGACAAUCCCAUGGAUCCUGUCAAGCCUGGAAUGCUGUGCGCUGGUUAUGCAGAAGGAGGGAAGAAUGCCGCCGAGGGGGACUCCGGUGGACCCUUGGUUUGCAAACGUGAAGGAGGUUGGACUCAAGUUGGGGUUGUGAGUUUUGUAAUACGGAGUACUGAGCCCAAAGGCCCUGGUGUCUACACUUCAGUAUCUGCCUAUUUCAAGUGGAUUCAAGCAACGACUGGUGCCCUGCAAACAGCUCCAUGA